AUGGGGGGCGGCGGCGGGUCGGGGACUCAGCGCCGCGCCGGGGGCAUGGCCCCGGCCCCGCGGCCGCCGCCGCCUGUGAGCGGAGAAAAGCGCGGUUAUAGCGGCGGCCCCCGCGGGAGGCGCACCCGGAGCGGUUCCGUGCGGCGCUUCGGGACCGCCCCGCGUUCACAGAGGGACCGGGGAGAGCGGGGUCUCGGCCUGGGCAGCGCCGAGGGUGGGGGGGAUCGGGGGCUCACGCGGGUCUGCGCCCGGAGACCGCCCCGGAUUGAGGCGACGCCGGGCACGGAGGAAGAAGAGGAGGAGGAUCGCGCUCCGGGGGAAGCACCCCCCGCCCGCCCCCUUCCCCGGGAGCGGGCAGGAGCGAGCGCUCCGCGCGCCUUUGAUGAGGAGGCGCGGGCAUCCUCCCCCCGCCCGGCUCCAUACAAAGGCCGCUUUCCAGGAACUUUCCAGGAACCGCAUCAUGUGACAGGACCCGCUCCGAGCCGCACCGCUCCCGGGCAGCGCCGCUCCGCCGCAUCGCCGCGCAACCCCCCUCUCCGCACGGGCCGCCGCUUCGCACCGCGCCUCACGGAUCGCGCGGAGACGCAAGGCCGCCGCCGCCGCAGUGACAACGUGCAGUCUGGGGCUGUGCGCAGUGCUCACCUCAGGCGUGUUUUCAGAGCGCUCACAGCAGGCAACGAACACGGCCUGCCCGAGGCCCCGUGGCUGCAGGCCUGCAGGGCUGGGCAUGGCCUCGCACAGCCCCACGCGCUGCACAACCUCAGUGAGCUGCCCAGCGCCCGCCUGCUGCCCAAGGAUGCUCGGAGCACCUCGGUCACACGCUGCGGUGCGGAGCCUGGGGAUGCCCGGCUGUGGGAGCCCCGGCUGGGACAAGCCGUGACCGAGGCCGGAUCGUGGGCACCUAUCUCAGCUAUCUGCCUGAGCCCCGUGCCAGAUGUGGCUCGAAAUCCUCAGAUGCCCUCUGCUGCCAUGGACCAGAAUUAACAGAUGGCUCCGCGUAACCGGGUUUAGAUUUGCUGAAGUUUUUGCUAUUAUUUCUGCUUUUGUAAAUGGAUGGGGGAGGGGAAAAAAUAUCUGGGAUUAUUACAAAACAGGCAGAGCUUUUUAAAAAGUGUUAAGUCUGGGGCUGGGUCCCUUCUGACUGUGAAUGCCAUUGUCCCAUAUUUCAAAAUGUUAACACUAUUUUUAGCUUUCUCUUCAGAGCUCCCUCCCCUGAUAGCUUAUCCCUCUGGGUAUGAGUUUGGCCCAGCGAGCCGCCUAGGGCACGGCACACUUUGCCCCAGCAUUUUGGGCCCCACUGUGUCUGAUGGAACCAGCUCUGCUGUUGUGGCCCAGCUCUGCUCGGUCACACACAUUCAGCUGCCCUAUGUCCCUCUGCUGGCUGGGUUGUUGGGGGCCUGUAUCUGAAGUGGGACAGGUGGCACCUAUGUCCCACACAUGUGCCUGCAUCAGUUCUGUGUGCAGUGAUACACACAGCAGCCCUGGAACACAACAGAUCCUGGAGGGGAUCCCAUGGCAAGCUCCAAGAAUUGAGCGGCUUUGCUGUGCCUGAGCUUUCGCUCUGCCUGAGCUUUUGCUGUUUCUCACAGCAGCUCCUACGAGGAAAAGCCAACCAAACCUCCCCACCUAAGCUCCCAACCUGAUUCCCAAUGGAGAGUACCAAGGUGGUCUGUGUCCCCUUUCUGUACAGUGCCAUAGCCACCUCAUGUCCUGGGGCCAGCUGCUUGCUGGGACAGGAUGGGAUGGGAUGGGCAUUCCCAGCCAUCCACCACUUUUAGCUACACAGUUCUAUGCUGCUUGCAUUGUUCUAAAGUUUGCUUUGUUUUCUUUCUUUUUUUUUUAUUUUUUUAUUUCUCUUCUAGAACAUAAUCUUGAAUUUACAGAAGUCCAUGGCAAAAUCUGGUUAAGAAGGGGGCUGUUUUCUGCGAGACUAUUUGUGAAGACUCCUGGCUCUCUGCCUUUGUGUACAAGGCUGACACAUGGCCCAUGCAUCCUCACUGUGCCCAGCAGCAUGCCCACUCCUUGCAGAGCUCUAUUGCAGGGAUGCACGUAGCCCUCCAGUGGAUGGGCUGUAUCCCAUCACUGUGGCAAACCUGUGGAGCUGUGAUAGCUUAUAAAACUUGACAGCAUGGUCCAUUGCAUGUAUUUUUUCUAAAUCCAUAUUUUUCCAAUUUUUUUUUCCUGUAGUGGCAAGUUUUUUUCUAUCCAUCUGGGAGCAGAAUCCUGUGCUCAGCGUAUGUAAAUAACAGCUGUUUCCACUCAAUUGCAUUUAUGUACUUAACACUUCAAAAUAGUUUUUUUCUAGAAGUUUCACAAUCUAGUCACCAUCCAUGCUUAAACAGAGGUACUGGGGAGAGGUUAAUGAAACCCCUCUGGACUGGCUGACAAAAGUAUACAGCUGCAGCUCUGGAAUCCCCGCACAGGACGGAUUGCUGAUGCUGACAGCCAUGCUCUGAUGCACUGUGGAGGCAACUUCAUUCCUGAGGCAGCCUCAGCUCUGGCUUCUGGGGCUGCUGCGGGGGUAGCAGGGUGCCAAGUGAGGAGAGGAGCUGUGCUGGUAGUGCCUUCCAGGCAAAGUUAAUUUGUCAUGUAGAGCAGCUGAACAGGGGGAAAAAUGGCAAGUAAUUUAGAGGGAAAAGCUUAUCUGCCAGUGUCGCAGAUUUUUAAAUGCAUUAACCUAUUGCAUCCUGAGAAGAAAGGGAGCUCUUUAAUGCUCUGAUAUAUCUUUUGUUGUAAUGUCACUAGCUCUGAAAUGAAAAUACAGCCUUUUUAUUUUAAAAUGCCUCAAUGAAGAUUUCAAUAAAUUAAUGUUCGAUUAUUAUUUUUGUCCAGAAGCCUCAUUAUUUUCCCAAAUGCCUCAACCUGAGCUAUUUCAUUAGACUUUUGGAUCCUCUGAAGGCCCAGGAUUACAGAGCAUUGAUAUUUAGUUACCCUUCAUUCACUCCAUUUACUCUGAUGCAGACUGCUGAGAGCUGUGUGUUCCUAAAUCCGGGCUGUUUUUUAUGUUACUGUAU
This is a messenger RNA of Lagopus muta (rock ptarmigan), 3014 nucleotides long. RefSeq lists its product as uncharacterized. NCBI's taxonomy places the organism in Eukaryota, Metazoa, Chordata, Aves, Galliformes, Phasianidae. The transcript has 3 exons. The coding region runs from base 1 to 984 and encodes 327 amino acids. The record is from RefSeq and is a predicted model, not a curated record.